AAUGAUAUUAGGUUAGGUUUUUUACAGCCACUGCAGCAAGCAAUUAGAAAGGAUAUUUUCUAACAUCUGCUAUUGAAUGGUUUGAUGUAUGGAAGUUAUCAAUACUUUUAGAAAAUUAUAUCAAGUAACUUUAAAUGUAACGAAAUCAAGUCAAUUCGUUUGUGCAUUUCCAUUUCAUAGUAGUAUUUUCCAUUCAAAAAAUCAUCCGAAGUGGGGUUCAACGAAAAAGAAUAGGAAUAUUAAGUUGAAUAGAUUAUAUUUGGAAGAAAUGGCCGAUCCAGCAAUUGAACAAGUACUUGCACCUUUACGUGCUCAAGUUAAAGAACAAGGGGACUUGGUACGAACACUUAAAGCCUCUAAUGCGCCAGAUAUCGAAGUAAAAAAAGCAGUAGCUGAAUUGAAAGCUCGAAAAAAAAUCUUGGAAGAUAAAGAACUCAGUUUAUCACCAAAUGUGACUUUUGAUAGGGCUAGAAUGGAGGAUUUAUUGAAACGCAGAUUUUUUUAUGACCAAUCAUUUGCCAUAUAUGGUGGCAUUACAGGCCAGUAUGAUUUUGGUCCAAUGGGUUGCGCUUUUAAGUCUAACUUACUACAAACUUGGAGGCAUCAUUUUGUUAUGGAAGAACAAAUGUUGGAAGUAGAUGCAGUUAUUCUGACACCAGAGCCUGUACUCAAAAAAUUUUUGAAAUAUCUUGUUCGAAUUCCGCGUUGCCAAAAAUGCAAACUUAGGCAAGAUCUCCCACAAUGGAGUGAGCCAUGUUGGUGGUCACAUCAACUUAAGUUGCAGCGUGCUAAGAAGAUUAGAAAUCGACGACUUUAUACGAGAUCUCGCAAAUCACAAAAGAAUACUGAGGAAUGUUUAUUUAAUUUUCGUGAAGCGACUUGCGAAUUCAAAAGAUUGGUGAAAUCGAGUAAAAGAAGGUUUUGGCUAACCUGCUGCUCACUAUUAGAUCGCAAACCAUGGAGGACAUCUUACAGAGCUUCAGGUCAUGUGGAUAGAUUUGCCGAUCUCAUGGUGAAAGAUUUGAAAACAGGCGAAUGCUUCAGGUUAGAUCAUUUGAUAAAAGCACAUCUUGAGCUUUUGUGUGCAGAUAAAAAGACAUCAACCGAGACUAAGAAAGAAUGUGAAGAUAUUGUAGUAAAGCUUGAUGGUAUGACCAAAGAUGAGAUGGCAGGGGUACUGACUAAAUUUGAAAUUAAAAGUCCUUUAACUGGUAAUCCACUAACUGAACCUAUAGAGUUCAAUCUGAUGUUUUCCACUCUAGUGGGACCUGUAGGAGAGACAAAGGAGUUCCUACGUCCUGAAACUGCUCAGGGUAUCUUUGUUAAUUUCAAAAAUUUAUUAAAAUUCAAUGAAGGAAGACUUCCGUUUGCAGCAGCUCAAAUAGGUCAUGCUUUCAGAAACGAAAUAUCGCCUAGAUCUGGUUUGAUACGAGUUAGGGAAUUCACUAUGGCUGAAAUAGAACAUUUUGUGGAUCCACAACAAAAAAAUCAUCCAAAAUUCGAUGAGGUCAAAGAUACUGAACUGGUUUUAUAUUCAGCCUGUAAUCAGAUGGAUGGCAAAGCUGCUGAAAAGAAAACAAUUGGACAAGCAGUCGAUGAAGGUUUGGUAGCCAAUAGUACUCUUGGUUAUUUUAUGGCAAGAAUUCAAAAAUUCCUUAUCAAGUGUGGUGUAGAUCCUCAAAGAUUACGAUUUAGACAACAUAUGAAUAAUGAAAUGGCACAUUAUGCUUGUGAUUGUUGGGAUGCCGAAUGUCUCACAAGCUACGGUUGGAUAGAAUGUGUUGGCUGUGCAGAUAGAUCUGCAUAUGACCUGACGCAACAUACUGAAGCUACAAAAGUAAAACUAACUGCAGAAAGGAAUGAACCUAUCGAGGAAUUUACACCCAGUGUUAUUGAGCCUUCAUUCGGAAUCGGAAGAAUUAUGUAUGCGAUAUUCGAACAUAAUUUCAAGAUGCGUGAGAAUGAUGAACAACGAACAUAUCUUGCUCUGCCAGCUAUCGUAGCACCAGUUAAAUGUAGUGUUUUACCACUCAGUCGAAAUGAUGAGUUCGAACCUUUCAUAAAGAUACUCUCUACUGCCCUCACAAAACUGAAUGUGUCCCAUAAAGUGGAUGACAGUUCCGGUUCUAUAGGGAGAAGAUAUGCAAGAACAGAUGAAAUUGCUAUACCUUAUGGGAUUACUAUUGACUUCGAUACAUGUAAAACACCACAUUCUGUAACCUUAAGGGAAAGAGAUUCUAUGAAGCAAGUCCGAAUAUUGCUUGAUGAAGUUGCAACUGUUGUGCACAACUUAUCAUUCAACAAAGAUACUUGGGAAAAUGUAGUUCAGAAAUACUCAAAUGGACCUCAAGCAUUUGAAAGCUCAGGGGGAGAAAAUGCUACUGAAUCUCAAAAUAAAAACAUUUUGAAAAAUUCUAGUUCUGCAUCGGAUAUUACAGUAGAUAAAAAUAAAUUGAAUGAUUUUUUGAGGAAUAGGUUCUUCUAUAGCCCAUCAUUUGAAAUAUAUGAUGUUUUCAACGGCAAAUAUGAUUUUGGACCUGUGGGUUGUGCUAUAAAAUCAAACCUUCUGCAGAAUUGGAAGAAUCAUUUUGUGUUGGAAGAGCAGAUGCUUGAAAUUGAUUCAUCAAUAUUAACACUCGAGCCAGUACUUAAAGCUUCUGGUCAUGUAGAUAAAUUUCAAGAUCUCAUGGUUAAGGAUUUAGGUAAUAAUGAAUACUACCGUUUGGAUCAUUUGGUGAAAGAACAUCUUGAAAAACUUUGUUCAGAUGAAAAUACAUCAGCAGAAAUCAGAACAGAAUGUCUAGAUAUUAUCACAAAGCUGAAAGGAAUGGACAAGGGAGAAAUAUCUACAGUAAUUAAAAAAUUCAACAUUAAAAGUCCAUUGACCGAAAAUGAGCUUUCUGAACCAACUGAAACUAACUUGAUGUUCGCUACACAAAUUGGACCAUCUGGAUUGAUAAAAGGGUUUUUGCGACCAGAAACGGCUCAAGGUAUUUUUAUUAAUUUCAAAAGAUUGUUAGAAUUCAAUCAGGGCAAGCUACCUUUUGCGGCUGCUCAAAUAGGAAAGGUAUUCCGAAAUGAGAUAUCACCCAAAUCAGACAUAUUACGAGCUAAAGAAUUCUCAACAGCAGAAAUUGUCCAUUUCAUUGACCCAUCAGAAAAAGAACAUCCUAAAUUCAAUGAUAUUAAGAAUAUUGAAUUGCUAAUUUUUUCCUCUUGUGAUCAAAAAGAAGGAAAACCUGCUGAGAAGAAGAGCAUUGGUACAGCAAUAAAUGAGGGUUUGAUAUCUAAUGAAGUUCUUGCUUAUUUCAUGGCAAGAACUCAGUUGUUCCUCAUAAAAUGUGGUGUGUCUCUUGAUAAAUUACGAUUCAGACAACAACUAGAUAAUGAACGCCCUCAUUACGCUACUGAUUGCUGGGUUGCAGAGUGUCUUACUAAUUAUGGCUGGAUAGAAUGUGUGAGUUGCAUAGAUAGAUCAAAUUAUGAUCUUACCCAGCAUAGUAAAGCAUCAAGUGUGAAAUUAACAGCAGAAAGAAGAUUAACAACACCUAAAGAAGUUAGUGUAACAGAAGCUGUUCCAAACAAAGGUAAAAUAGGAAAAACAUUCAAGAAAGAUGCAGGAUUAAUUACAAAAGCUUUUGAAAGUAUGCAGUUGGCAGAUAUUGAAAAUCUCAACAACAAAUUAAAUGAUGAUGGAGAAUAUACUUUAGAUGUAGGAGGUAAAAAAUUCACUCUACAAAAAGAUAUGGUUGAAGUAAAGAAGUACCAACAACUCAAACAUGUUGAAGAAUUCAUCCCAAAUGUCAUUAGUCUUUCUUUUGGUGUUGAAAGAUUGAUGUAUUCCUUAUUUGAACAUAAUUUUAUGUUGCGCGGACAAGAACCGUAUCUGUCACUUCCUGCAGAUGUCUCUCCAAUAAAAUGCAGCAUUUUAUCGAAUCAUAAAAGGGAAGACAUUGAAACCUACAUAAAAAAUUUGACAUCUGCACUGAGUGAACUGGAUAUAGAUCACAAAGUUGAACACAAAGAUAAUUUGGAUAAAUUAUGCGUUAAAACAGACCAAAUGGCUAUACCAUACAGUGUUAUUAUAGAUGCGGAAGUUGCUGGAAAAACAAAUAGUGUAAUUUUGAGGGAAAGAGAUUCUACGAGCAAAAUUCAAAUUCCUAUUGACGAGAUAGCUGUAACAAUCCACAACUUACUAAGUAGUAAAGCUACAUGGGACAACCUAACGAAGAAAUAUACUUCCGUUUCUUCAUAAUUUUAUAAACAUAUUGAUGCAUUUAUUUAAGAAUAAAAAGCUGAUUGAUUGAAA
Messenger RNA from Harmonia axyridis, 4309 nucleotides. Its product is annotated as glycine--tRNA ligase. Gene Ontology annotation, molecular function: glycine-tRNA ligase activity; ATP binding. Gene Ontology annotation, biological process: mitochondrial glycyl-tRNA aminoacylation. Gene Ontology annotation, cellular component: cytoplasm; mitochondrion. The transcript is spliced from 22 exons. The coding region runs from base 89 to 4255 and encodes 1388 amino acids. Lineage: Eukaryota; Metazoa; Arthropoda; Insecta; Coleoptera; Coccinellidae. The record is from RefSeq and is a predicted model, not a curated record.